UCUCUCUUUUCUCGGCUGGAUUUUUUUUUCUGUUUCCUGUCUGGUAUUGUGCUGGGGAGCGGAUGUGUGCAUCGCCCACAGGUGUGUCUGUGCCUGGCUCCUCUCAUUCACAAGAAGGGAUUCGCCGCACGGAGCUCUCCUCUCAGCGAUGGGCGCCGCCGGCUGACUGACGCUGGACUGCACGGGCGGGUUUGAAUCUACACAAUAAAACUGGAUAUUACAUGUCUAAUUUUUCGGAAUUUUUAAAGGGUGAAGUGCUGAGAACCAACUGAGAAGACGAAAAUUAAGAAAUACCCAUUGAAAUGAAUGGUUCCGCAAAAGAUGCUUGAGCCCUGAUGGCGAACUGUUUCCUAGCAGUUGAAUGGAUUUAGUUUGAAGAAAUUUCUCCAGAAAUGGCCACAUGGAUCCAACUUGUAAACUUUUGCAUCUGUAUUGCUCACGUAUCAACCCUAGAACAGGCUCGUUCUUUCUUGAGCGACACAGAGUUAAAUCAUCUAACAAUUAACGUGGACUCAAGCAAUGUAUACAUAGGGGCAGUGAACCGAUUAUACCAACUUUCUGCAGACCUGGAGUUACUAGUCAACGUCACUACCGGACCAAGGCUCGAUCACAAGAAGUGUACGCCGCCCAUCGACGCCACCCAGUGCCCUUCUGCAGUCCAGACAGACAAUUAUAAUAAGCUCCUCCUGCUUGAUGUGCCACACGACAGGAUAGUUGUUUGCGGGAGCCUGUUUAAGGGAAUUUGCUCCUUGAGAAGUUUAACCAACAUCUCGAAUCAGAUCGCUUAUGAUGAUAGCCGGGGAGAGAAGACCUUUGUUGCCAGCAACGAUGAGAAGGUUGAAACUGUGGGACUGGUGUCUGACAUGAAAGACGGGGGCCGUCGGGUUCUGUAUGUUGGGAAAGGCGCUAGCCAAGAUGAUAAUGGAAUAAUUAUCAGCACGCGAAUACUCGAUGAAAUGGAAGAUAAAUGCCCCUUUGAAGCGUACAUGGAUUCCGCCACCCUCAAGUAUAGUUACUCCUCUAUGAGCAUGCAGCAAUUUGUCACUGUUUUUGAGGAUUCUCAACGGAUUUAUUUUAUUUCUAGUCUUCUCGACAAAAACAAUGGUAGAAAUCGGACAUUCAUUACCCGCCUGUGUAAAGCGGACUACAACUACUAUUCUUAUGUUGAGAUGACUCUUGUAUGUACAGAUGGGAACAUCCCUUACAACAUCUGCACCUCUGCCUACCUUGAACGCCCAGGACAAGAGCUGGCAAAUGCUAUGGGGAUUUCAGAUACUAAUGAUAAAGUUCUCUUUGGGGUUUUCAGUACGUUUGACAACAAUCAGGAGAAAUCUGCUCUCUGUAUGUUUUCCCUUGAGGAUAUUAACAAGAAGUUUGAAGAGAACAGAGAGUUGUGUUACACUAGUACUUCAGAGCCACUAAACCCCGAUGGAGAGGCCAUUUUCUCCAAACAGUUUGGUGAUAAAAAAGGCUGUAGUGGGAAACAGAAUCCCAUUCCAAAUGAGUCUAUCAAGUACCCGUGUGGAUCAGAACACUUGCCUUACCCUUUGCAAAGCAGGAAUGGUGUAGAGGCGAAAGCUGUUCUUUUACGUGAAAAUAACCCGUAUACGUCUGUCGCAGUAUCUGUAGAAAAUGAGCACACUAUUGCAUUCCUUGGUACUGCUACAGGAAAACUGGUCAAAGCCUUCCUAGGCAAGCAGUCACGCGAGUACAGAGCUGUGCCAUUUGAAACCAAAAGUGCAGUGAAGAAUGGGAUGUGUUUUGAUGCUACCAAAGAACACCUCUAUGUCAUGACGAAGAAGAAGGUGCAUCGUGUUCCUGUUCAGGACUGUUCCCGAUAUUUGGACUGCACCGACUGUACUCAGGCAAAGGAUCCUUAUUGUGGGUGGUGUGUGAUAGAUGGAAAAUGCACCUUAAGAAAAGACUGUGGUCGCGCCAAUGAGCCAUACCACUGGCUGUGGAGUCCUGAUGGUGUCUGCUUGAAGAUUGAAAGUGCACAGCCAAGUAAUAUGAGUGUUAAACAUCUCAGUAAUGUUAUGUUAAGAGUGGCACCACCCAUAGCGUUGCAUGAAGAUGACAUGCUGACAUGUGACUUUGGAGGAAAUGUCCAAACCGCUAUUCUGGAAGAAGAUGGAUCAAUUUCUUGUCCUCACCCUGUUCAUAUUCCUAAUGUUGUGACCGGCCAGGAUUAUGUUAAUGUCACUAUUGAGCUCUCUCUGCCCGGACAAGUGUUCUUCGCCGAGUAUACCUAUCAGUUCUACAACUGUGAAGAGUCCAUGAAUCUUUCAGAAAAUUUACCAUGCAUUUCCUGUGUUACUACUCAGUGGGAAUGUCGAUGGGACAUAAAAAAUUAUAGAUGUGUUGACGCAUCUCCAAGUAAUGAACAGUCUACAAUCAGCCAGGAAGAGAAUUGUCCACAGUUCUACCAGCCAGAUCCAUCAUUUAUCCCAAUGGAGUUAAAGAGUACUAUCCAAUUUUAUGGGAAGAAUCUUGAAUUUUUCCAAAGAAAAUCUUUUAUUGCCGGGAAUGAUAAGCUCAAGUUUAAGGCUCCUGUAGAAGAGAAAGAGGACAUGUUCUCACUCUCUAUUCCAGAGUUACCUGCUCAAAAUGAAGAAUCCGUUGCCCUUGAUAUUUAUGUUAAAGUGAAUGAUCAGAAGAUUGACAGCAAACUGAAUGUAAGCCUAUACAACUGCUUCUUUGGAAGAACGGAUUGUAGUUUGUGUUUGGCCGCUGAUCGAAAGUACAAGUGUGUCUGGUGUAACAACAAAUGCGUCUACGAGGAUAUGUGUAAAGUACGAGCUGCAACAGAGUGCCCUGAUCCUCUGAUCACCGAUUUUACACCAAAAGCCGCACCCCUGAAUGGAGGCAUACUGCUCACUAUAAUUGGAUCAAAUCUGGGAAUAACUGCUCAAGAUGUGGAAGAAAUUAAAGUUGCAGGCGUGAGCUGUACAUUCAAGCCAGAGAGCUAUUCUGUCUCUACCAGGGUUGUGUGUGAGGUUGGACCAGCACAUUAUGCUCAGUCUGGAAUCAUUAAUAUAAUGGUAAAUGGGAAGGAAGGAAUCUCGCCGAAUAGUUUUACCUUUACCUACCAGGAACCAGAGCCGACAUCUCUGAGACCCGUUGAAGGAGUGCUUGCUGGAGGAACGCAUGUUACAAUAUCCGGAAAUAAUCUAGAAACUGGAUCAAAAAAUGAUGUCCAAGUGUCCCUCGACGGUUUCCCGUGUAAAGUCAUUUCAUUUGGUGAAGAAAUAAUCUGCAUUACAAGUGAGGCAAAGAAAGAAGGAAACGUCAAAGUGAAGAUGUCCUAUGGUACGAACACCUUAAAAGAAGCUGGAAAGUUUACAUACAGAAGCAAUCCCAUCAUUUCCCAGUUUUACCCUGAUCGCAGUUUUGCCAGUGGAGGAAGAAAUAUCACCAUUUCUGGGAUAGGAUUUAAUCUUGUGCAGCAUUUCAGCAUGAUGGCCACAUUGCAAACAAGAAGAGAGAAAAGAGAACUGGAGGAUCAUGGCUGGCAUAUAAUAGAAAAGGAAGACAUCCUUGAGAAAGUUGAUGACACCGUAAUAAUAUUCUCCUCUCCUCAAGUACCGGAAAAUUACCAGAACUCAGAGGUUAUUGUAGUGAUUCAAAUGGAUGGGUUUGUGACACCUCUGCAGACAACUGAUCUCUCUUUCAAUUAUCUCCAUGAUCCUACUUUUGAUAACUUCACAGAUGGGAUCAAAAAACAAGUGAACAAUCUCAUAAAUGCCAAGGGCAAUAACCUAAAUUCCGCAAUGACCAUAGAAGAGGCAAAAGCUUUUGUCGGUGAAGGCGUUUGCAAGAUAAAUACUUUAACUGCAACAGACUUGUACUGUGUUCCACCUGAAGAACAACCUCCACCCAGAAAGCGCCAUAAGAGAGACACCACAGACAACUUGCCAGAGUUCACGGUUAAAUUUGGAAACCGAGAAUGGAUACUGGGAAAAGUAGAAUAUGGACAGUCCCCAGCAAUUCCCUUGCACAUAAUUAUUCCAGUAGUGCUCAUACCAAUGAUCCUAAUCAUUGUCAUAGCUGUCUACUUCUAUCGGAGGAAAAGUCAACAGGCAGAGCGAGAAUAUGAAAAAGUUAAACUGCAACUGGAAGGACUAGAAGAAAGUGUCCGAGACCGCUGCAAGAAGGAAUUCACAGAUCUAAUGAUAGAGAUGGAAGACCAAACAAAUGACCUUAAUGAAACUGGAAUUCCAUUUCUGGAUUACAAAAUGUACACUGACAGAGUAUUCUUCUGGCCAUCCAAAGAUGGGGAGAAAGAUGUAAUGAUCACUGGGAAACUUGAUAUUCCAGAAGCAAGGAGACAAACCGUAGAGCAGGCACUGAACCAGUUUUCAAACCUACUGAACAGCAAAUCAUUUCUCACAAUUUUUAUUCACACGCUGGAAAACCAGAGGGACUUUUCUGCCAGGGAGAAGCUUUAUUUUGCCUCCUUGCUUACAGUUGCCUUGCAUGGAAAGCUAGAGUACUACACAGAUAUCAUGAGAACCUUGUUUGUGGAGCUGAUGGAGCAGUAUGUGGCCAAGAAUCCCAAAUUAAUGCUUCGAAGAUCAGAAACUGUUGUUGAGAGGAUGCUUUCAAACUGGAUGUCUAUUUGUUUGUAUCAGUACCUAAAGGACACAGCUGGUGAGCAUCUAUACAAACUCUUCAAGGCAAUCAAACACCAAGUGGAGAAGGGCCCUGUGGAUGCUGUGCAAAUUAAAGCCAAAUACACCCUGAAUGAUACUGGAUUACUGGGGGAUGAUGUCGAAUACACACAGUUGACUGUUAAUGUCAUUGUCCAAGAUGAAGGUUUGGAGCCUGUCCCAGUUAAAGUAUUAAACUGUGAUACAAUUGCCCAGGUCAAGGAAAAAAUAGUUGAUCAGGUUUACAAAAACCUUCCAUAUUCACAUAGACCAAAAGCCGACAGUUUGGCAUUAGAAUGGAGACCCGGCUCAACAGCACAAAUACUGUCUGACUUGGAUUUAACAUCCCAGAAGGACGGCAGAUGGAAGCGCGUUAAUACACUGAUGCAUUACAAUGUUAGAGAUAAUGCCACGCUUAUUUUAUCAAGAAUUGGAAUUACCCAGCAUCAAGAGGAAAAUCACCAAGACUUCCCGGGAGAAAGACAUGCACUACUAGAAGAUGAAAACAAAGUAUGGCAUCUUGUACGUCCAGCCGAUGAAGUCGAUGAAGGUAAAUCCAAAAGAGGAAGUAUGAAGGGGAAAGAUCAGACAAAGGCCAUAACUGAAAUCUAUCUGACAAGGCUUCUGUCUGUCAAGGGUACGCUCCAGCAAUUUGUAGAUAACUUCUUUCAUAGUGUCCUUAAUUCAAAUCAAGUGGUACCUCCAGCUGUGAAAUUUUUUUUUGACUUUUUGGAUGAGCAAGCAGAGAAAUAUGAUAUCAAAGAUGAAGAUACAGUUCACAUUUGGAAAACAAACAGUUUAUCGCUGCGGUUUUGGGUUAACAUCCUGAAGAACCCUCAUUUCAUCUUUGAUGUUCAUGUACAUCAAGUCGUGGAUGCUUCCUUGUCAGUCAUUGCACAGACUUUUAUGGAUGCUUGCAGCAGAACGGAGCACAAACUGAGCAGAGAAUCCCCCAGCAACAAAUUGCUCUAUGCCAAGGAGAUCUCAACAUACAAGAAAAUGGUGGAAGACUAUUACAAAGGAAUCCGUCAGAUGGUACAAGUUAGUGACCAGGACAUGAAUACACAUUUAGCAGAAAUUUCAAGGUCACAUACAGAGUCAUUGAACACAUUGGUAGCUCUACACCAGCUCUAUCAGUAUACAAAGAAAUAUUAUGAUGAGAUAAUAAAUGCUUUAGAAGAAGAUCCCAGUGCACAGCGCAUGCAGUUAGCAAUCCGGUUACAGCAAAUAGCAGCAGCAUUAGAAAAUAAAGUCACCGACCUUUGAUUGCAAUGGCGGGAGAGAAAGAAGGAUGGAAACGAAGACUUUUUUUUCUUCCUAAGGAGCAGAGUGUUAUAUUUUUUAAAUGCCCUUUUUGCCUUUUUUUUAAUUAGACCUAUUUGUCUUGCACAAUAAGAAAAGGAGAAAGAUGUUUUUACUGUAAAUUAUGCCUCUAAUAUAACCUGUGUUCAACGAGGGAAGGGACAUUUUUUAUAGUCAAUGUAAUGUUCUAGACAAUGCUGACAAAAGCAUUUUCGUUUUUAAAUUCAUUAUGCAAGCAUCCUAAAUCUGUAACGUCAUUUAUAGUAAAGCAAUACAUAUGUCAAGCAAUCAUUUCAACACUUUAGGACAUAGUUAUUCCUAUGCUUCCUCCAUAUUUUCUGUUUCACCAACUGGACAAGUAAUGUGAACAGGUGACGAUAUUUCCAUUCUCCACAAAGUGCCAUGAGGGAUCAUGCAAUGCAGUGUAUUGCUGCCCAGCUAUUAAUGGAGGUCUGAACGCUGCCAAUAGGAAGCACAAACUGAUUUUUUUUUUUUUUUAAUCUUCUGAAAUUUAUUUUAUAUACAUUCUAAUGUGCCUUACAUGUACCAGUUGAUGAAAGACUGAAGAUACAUGAUUUUGUAAAGAAUAUAGAAAAUUUUAUUUAUGUCACUGAUUUUUUUUUUCUGUGACCAAAUGUAAUUAAUUGUGUGUCAAUGGCGUACACGUUGACAUGAUUACUAUGUAAAGUUUUAAUAUGUUUAUCAUGUAUUAAAAUGUUACCGGAAUUUCACAUCUCCAUCUGGUAGCCAAUCCAAAAAGCACCUUUUCAUUGUAUCUCUACAGUAGGAAUGUAAACUGCUAUAUGUGAUGUUAGACCACAGCCAGCAUCUGAUUGUACAUUUCAGUACCCAAUAAAGAGUCUUACAUCCCUUUA
Bufo gargarizans (Asiatic toad) is the source of this 6826-nucleotide messenger RNA. It is a transcript of the gene PLXNB2, whose product is annotated as plexin B2. The record is from RefSeq and is a predicted model, not a curated record. Gene Ontology annotation, molecular function: semaphorin receptor activity; protein binding. The transcript is spliced from 39 exons. The coding region runs from base 393 to 5915 and encodes 1840 amino acids. Lineage: Eukaryota; Metazoa; Chordata; Amphibia; Anura; Bufonidae. Gene Ontology annotation, biological process: semaphorin-plexin signaling pathway involved in axon guidance; regulation of cell migration; regulation of GTPase activity. Gene Ontology annotation, cellular component: semaphorin receptor complex.